Molecule: messenger RNA, 1134 nt
Organism: Aegilops tauschii subsp. strangulata
Lineage: Eukaryota; Viridiplantae; Streptophyta; Magnoliopsida; Poales; Poaceae
Product: thaumatin-like protein 1b
Source: RefSeq, a predicted model, not a curated record
CAGCAAUUAGAUGAUCGCAUCACAUGCAUGAUGCAUGAACAUGUUAAGAAUUGUUAAUUUUUGUGUCAUCAUUAAUUUUUGUGUCAUCAUCUCGCUCAAGUUUUGAUCCAUUCUGCUCUCCCUCUCUUCCUCCGGCUCCAUGGGAGGAGCACUUCUUCUCCCUCUGCUCUCUCUGCUCUGCUUCGGCUUCCUCAAAGGAGCAAGGCCUUCGACGUUCACAGUGAAGAACAACUGCGCCUAUACUGUGUGGCCGGGCAUCCUCUCCAACGCCGGCGUGGCGCCGCCGUCCACCACCGGCUUCGCGCUCUCCCCGGGCGAGUCCCGUGCCGUGGCCGUCGCCGAUGGCUGGUCCGGCCGCAUGUGGGGCCGCACGCUCUGCGUGCAGAGCUCCUCCUCUGGCGCCGGCUUCGCCUGUGCUACCGGUGACUGCGGCUCUGGCACAGUCGAGUGCUCCGGCCGCGGCGCCGCUCCGCCGGCCACGCUGGCCGAGUUCACGCUCGCUUCCAUCGGAGGCGACGACUUCUACGACGUGAGCCUCGUCGACGGCUUCAACCUGCCGGUGCUGGUCGCGCCGGCAAACGGGAGCUGCCCGACCACAGACUGCCCCACCGAUCUGAACGCGCAGUGCCCGCCGGAGCUGCGCGUCAUCGUGGCCGGCGCGACGGUGGCGUGCCGGAGCGCGUGCGAGGCGUUCGGGACGGAGGCGUACUGCUGCAACGGCGCGCACGGGACGCCGGCGGCGUGCGCGCCCACGGGCUACUCGCGGCUGUUCAAGGCCGCGUGCCCGCGCGCCUACAGCUACGCCUACGACGACGCGACGUCCACGUUCACGUGCGCCGGCGGCAGUGCCGGCUACGGCGUCGUGUUCUGCCCCGCCGGCGGGUCGAGGUACGCUCGUUGGACGUGCUCGGCACGUCGUGGCCAUUUGGCACAUUUCGAUCGCUUCUUUUUCUGGACGUGUGCAUGUGGACAGCGUAGCAUGCAUCAUGCACGGCUUGUCGUCGUGGACUUGCGGCAUAUGAACGAAUUAUAUUAUAUUAAGCUUAAAUUAAGGGAGAGGCGUUUUGGAUCUUGGCCUACAUGGAGGUCGAAUUUUUGAAAAUUUUGAAAUUCGAAAUUUUCAGUUUGAAAAAA